UUUCUCUCGCGCCGCAAUCGUAUUCGCAUUUGUCAGGCUCGACGCGUUGCGAUUUGAUGAUAAAUACUAGUAUAUCGCACGAUCAGUGAGUCAAAGCACACGCGAGCGAUAUAAAGCGUACCAAGCCGUUAGUGAAAGAAACAACAUCCCGCAUCGCUUAUCUAGCACCUCAGACCACCGGGUCCUUCAUUACCUUACACCUCCGAAUAAAUAUGGCAUUAAAUCUGCCCAAGUGGCUCAAGGACAACUCCCACCUCCUUAAACCUCCCAUCAACAACUACUGUGUCUACCACCCCUCAUCUCCCUCCACAGGAGGCUUGACAGUCAUGGUUGUCGGCGGACCCAAUGCUCGAACAGACUACCACAUCAAUACCACUCCCGAGUUCUUCUAUCAACACAAAGGCUCCAUGCUGCUCAAGACCAUGGACACCUCGACGGAACCUCACACUCCGGUUGACGUACCGAUCCACGAGAACUCGCUGUAUCUAUUGCCCGCCAAUACACCUCAUAAUCCUGUCCGGUUUGCGGAUACCGUCGGAGUCGUCUUGGAACAGCCGCGUCCAGAAGACUCAGUAGACACGCUGAGAUGGUAUUGCAAAAAAUGCGGAAAUAUAGUACACCAGGCCAGCUUCCACUUGACAGAUCUUGGAAGCCAGAUCAAGGAAGGUGUGCUGGCAUUUGAUAGCGACACCGAAGCCAGGACAUGUAAGAACUGCGGGACCGUUGCCACGUCGAAACCGGCGCCGGGCGAAAUAGAGCAGCCACCAAGGUUUCCUCCUGAGUAGGCUGUGU
Messenger RNA from Exophiala viscosa, 792 nucleotides. Its product is annotated as 3-hydroxyanthranilate 3,4-dioxygenase 1. Lineage: Eukaryota; Fungi; Ascomycota; Eurotiomycetes; Chaetothyriales; Herpotrichiellaceae. The record is from RefSeq and is a predicted model, not a curated record. The transcript is spliced from 2 exons. Gene Ontology annotation, biological process: 'de novo' NAD+ biosynthetic process from L-tryptophan; quinolinate metabolic process. Gene Ontology annotation, cellular component: cytoplasm. Gene Ontology annotation, molecular function: 3-hydroxyanthranilate 3,4-dioxygenase activity; iron ion binding. The coding region runs from base 213 to 785 and encodes 190 amino acids.